GCAAACUUCCAGUUUAAUCUCCAGUCUCGGGAAACGCCAUGGCUUAGUCACAUACGUAACAGUAUAUCGCUUAUCAGUUUCUGCGCUCUGUUUUUCUCUGUAAUAAUAAGUUUUCUGGUUUUUUAACAUGGCGGCAACGUCGAGAUCCGCGAGGACGACGACUAUGGAGCUUUACACGUCGAAGAGAUGGAAGCAUACGGCGGCGGAGAAUAGUCCGGAGCGGACCAGAGUAUGGACGGAGCCGCCCAACGCGAAGCCCAAAUCGGAACGGAAAGUCGCCGUGGUUUACUACCUCUCCCGGAAUGGGCAGCUGGAACACCCUCAUUUCAUGGAGGUCCCUCUCUCCUCGCCGGAAGGGCUCUAUCUCAGAGAUGUGAUCAACCGUUUGAAUUUCCUCCGGGGAAUAGGCUUGGCUUCUCUUUAUUCCUGGUCUGCAAAAAGGAGCUACAAGAAUGGAUUUGUGUGGCACGAUUUGUCGGAGAAUGAUUUUAUUUAUCCGGCGCAUGGGCAAGAGUAUGUUCUCAAGGGAUCGGAGCUGAUGGAUGGGGCACUGAUUUCUCCGUCGGAAGAAUUGGGGUUUUCCAGUUCGGUGCCGCUCUUGCCGGACGUUCGGAAAUCCGGCGAGUAUCCGGUGACGGCGCGGAGGAGGAACCAGUCGUGGAGCUCGUCUGAUUUCCACGAGUACAGAGUGUAUAAGGCGGAGUCCACCGGAGAAUCUUCCGGCCGAGCCGCCGACGCUUCGACUCAAACGGACGAUAAACGACGUCGUAGGAGACCGGGUCGGGUCGUGGAGGAGGAAGAAGAGGGCAAAGAAGGGAAAACUCAAACUCCGGUCCGGAGCCAGAGCACGGAGCUGAGCCGAGGCGAGAUUUCGCCGCCGCCGUCGGAUUCCAGCCCGGAAACCUUAGAAACCCUAAUGAAGGCCGACGGGAGGCUCGUGCUCCGAUCAGAGCCCGCCGGCGAAGACCCAAUAACCGCCGCAACGAAAGGAAAACCGAAAUCGCCGUCAGUUCUUCUGCAAUUACUCUCCUGCGGCUCCAUUUCCUUCCGGGACUGCGGCGCCGGCCACGGGAAAGACCACGGGUUUUCUCUCAUCUCCCACUACAAGGCGAGGCUGCCACGCGCCGCCGCGGGCGGCGGCAAUCACGUGGAUAAGGACGCGGAGAACGCUAUGGUGGAGUUCCCGGUAAAAUUAAAGCUAGAAGAUAAAGAAUACUUCAGUGGGAGCUUGAUAGAGACAAAGAAGGAGGAAUUUCCAGGCUUAAAGAGAUCUUCGUCUUAUAAUGCUGAACGGAGCUCUAAACUGGAACUGACCCAACAGGAGAUUGAUGGUGUUAGGGCGAAAUGCAUCCCAAGAAAGCCAAAAACCCAAGUGGACACUAGCCAACAUGGUAGCAAAAGGAUGGCUCCCCAAUCCUGAACUCUCGCCCAAUGGGAGUCCAUGUAGUAUUUUUCUUGAAUUCUCAUGAACGAUGUGAUCUGAAUUCUCGUGGGCGAUAGGAUCUUGAAAAGAUGUUGAGACGUUUUGACGUGACGAAUGAAAAGCGGGUACGUGUACUGUUGUUAGACUUGGCAUCCACGGCACGGCAAUGGGGUAGAAAUUGUUGGUGGAAUAUAGUAGUUGGAAUGGGUUUGGUUGUCUGGUUAUGGGUUGUAGGCUUGUGUGAAUUUUAACGUUGUUUGUAUUCAAAAAAAAAAAACGUUGUUUGUAUUAUUAUGGGCUCUGUGGUUUUUGCCAAAAUUCUUGAGAAAGUGUUGACUUUUCCAGGUUUUUAGUAGUCUGUGAACCGACGACUGAGUUUGCACUUAAAGUUAGGAGGACAGGAAUUGAUGUUUUCAA
Ipomoea triloba (trilobed morning glory) is the source of this 1840-nucleotide messenger RNA. RefSeq names its product protein UPSTREAM OF FLC. The transcript has 4 exons. The record is from RefSeq and is a predicted model, not a curated record. Lineage: Eukaryota; Viridiplantae; Streptophyta; Magnoliopsida; Solanales; Convolvulaceae. The coding region runs from base 128 to 1420 and encodes 430 amino acids.